CAAAGUUACUACAUUUUUGUUGUGAUCUAAAUAAAUUAUAUUAAUGGCAAACUAGGUAAUAUGCAACAAAUGAAAGAAGUUAAAACAGUGAAAACAACACAGCAGUCACAGGAUGUUGACAUUGACUUGUUUACCAAUAAGAUUGAGCUCCCUCUCUGCUGAGCCAGUCACAUGGACCCGUGUUGUCUCGCUCCGUCCACCACUGAUGGAGAGGAGACGCUGGGACAAGUGACACAUGCAGCACUUAGUAGGAGGGGUCCAUUUCUGUGAAAAGAUCCCGAGGCAGCAAGCAGGCAGGAAUGUGUGCUCUCGUCGGUGGACGGUAUCAGAUGUCACCAGCUGUGAGGGGCUGGUAUAAAGGACAGAGCUGCCACCUCCCAGAAUAGAUAUCAGCUUUUCACAAGCAGCAGCACACGCCAAGGAGAAGCUCCAGGAGUCUGACCUUGUUUUUGGUAACUUUUUAAAACCAACAAAGGGCACAACUUGUAUUUUUCUCUCCUAAAAUAAGAAAACCUACUGGUCUAACGCUAGGCAGUGACAUUAUUAUGGACGUUCAGAGGACAGGGUCUAUUGUUCGGGCCCCAAGCCCAAUGGAUAGCCUCGAGAAGCAGCUGAGCUGCCCCAUCUGCCUGGAAAUGUUCACCAAACCUGUGGUGAUCCUGCCCUGCCAGCACAACCUGUGCCGUAGCUGUGCCAGCGACCUCUACGACUCACGCAACCCCUACCGCUUCUCCGGGGGCGUCUUCCGCUGUCCUACCUGCCGCUUCGAGGUUGUGCUAGACCGUCAUGGUGUGCAUGGGCUCCAGCGUAACCUGUUGGUUGAAAAUAUUAUCGACCUCUAUAAGCAGCAGCAAGAAGGGAGCAACAGCGGGAGCACAGAACCCACCCUGAAGCCUAAAGAAUCCAAAGAGCCCAUGUGCCAAGAACACGAGGAGGAGAAGAUCAACAUCUAUUGCACUACCUGCCAGACACCCACCUGCUCCAUGUGCAAAGUGUUCGGCCUGCAUAAGGACUGUGAGGUGGCACCUUUAGCAAGUGUUUACCAGACCCAGAAGAGUGAACUGAGUAAUACUAUUGAUACCCUGGUAGCUAGCAAUGGCCGCCUGCAAGCCCUGCUCAACCAGAUGGAAGAUGCCUGCCGUGCUGUGCAGGAAAACGCUCAGUGUGCUAAGCAAGGUUUAGCGGAACGCUUUGACCUGCUAUACGCUGUCCUGGAGGAGCGCAAGACCAUUCUACUAGAGCAGAUUGGAAAAGAGCAAGACGAAAAGGUGGCAGCACUGCGGGCGCUGUCUCAGCGCUACAGUGAGCGACUGCAGACCAGUUCAGAGCUGACGGACACUGCUGUGAGGGCGCUGGAGCAGGGGGGGGCUGCGGAGUUCCUGCUGGCCUCCAAGAGCCUCAUCACGCAGACCAAGGAUGCAGCUAAAAGCUCGCUGGGGGAAGACCGGCCAGAGCCAGGCUUCGAGAAGAUGGAUCACUUCACUUUGUCGACAGAGCAUGUUGAGGCAGUGCUGGCAAAAAUGGACUUUGGAGUGGUUGAUGAUGAUGAGUUUGAGGAUGCGGAGGAGGAGGAGGAGGAGGAAUAAUGAAAAUCUAACUAGUUGCGGACUUGUAGAAAAAAUGUGCUUUUUGAAGGUUUUUCACCCAAUUGUUUAUGGCAGGGACUGCAUUUGAUGUUGAAAGAAAUCCAAGGUUAUGGUGGAGGUGGGCGCCUUGCCCAUACGUUCAGUGCAAUAUUUUAAUGACGUAUUCAUUGUUUUUCUUAACUUUUUUUUAUACUUUUGUACUUCUGAGCCAGUUAAAUUGAGAAAUUGGUCUAGAUAAUUGUUAAAAUAACAUGUCUGAAGAUUGAUUACACAUUGUUUUCCAUACAUGUUUCCUUUGAUAUUAGUUAUUUGUGUUUUUCUCACUUUGUCCAAGUUUGUGUUGAACUGGUGAUCAGCUGAUCUGUAAUCACCAAAUGUGUCUUCAAUGGAAUGUGGAAUAAAGCUGCAUGAUGUUAAGCUCC
Notothenia coriiceps (black rockcod) is the source of this 2008-nucleotide messenger RNA. Its product is annotated as E3 ubiquitin-protein ligase TRIM63. The record is from RefSeq and is a predicted model, not a curated record. Lineage: Eukaryota; Metazoa; Chordata; Actinopteri; Perciformes; Nototheniidae. The transcript has a single exon. Bases 546 to 1586 code for a protein of 346 amino acids. Gene Ontology annotation, molecular function: zinc ion binding.